GAAAACUUAGUAUUUCCUCAAUUUUUAUUUUUUUGGGUGGUAAAAAGGGUUUCAAGCCAUGGCAGAAGAAUAUCAAAACAAACAAUCCAAAAACUUAUCAAGUGAGAAAAGAAUGCAUAAAGAGGAAAACAAUGGAGCUUUCAACUCUCUAUGAUAUCCCUGUCUGUACUAUUAUUACAAGUCCUCAAGGAGAACUUCAAACUUGGCCUGAAAGUUUGGAUGCUGUUAAAGAAGUUCUUGGCUUCUUGCUAUGUACACUCAAAAUAAAAAACCCGAAAAAAAGGCCAAGGAACUAUCAUCAUCAGAAGAAGAAAAAGAAAAAGAUGAAGAAGAACAAGGAGAGAAAGAUAUUCUGACCCUAGUGGAAUCCAAACUUGAUGCUGUGAACAAGAGAAUUCGUUUCUUGGAGGACAAGAAUGUUGUUGGUAAGGGUAAAAGAAAGAGACAACAACAACAUACCCAAUAGAAUCCCACAAUGUGGGGUAUGGGGAGGGUAGAGCCUAUGCAGACCUUACCGUUGAAGGUUAGGGAAGCUGUUUUUGAAAGACUCUCGGCUUAAAGAGAGGACAAGACAAAAAGGUCAGAUAGGGGUAAAAGAAAGAGAAUUGAAUGAUUUGUUGAUAUGGGGAUGGGUCUAUUUUCUGAAUUUUGGUAACUAGAGCUUCGAUUUAUAGAAGUUGAAAGCUUAUCUGAUUUGAAGAAACAAGGAAUGAAGUGAAAGGAGCUACAAUAUCAAUGCUCAGCUUACAUGGUUAAUGAGAAUGUAUCCCUGAAGAUAAAGAGUACGGGAAACUGAUGAAUUUAAUCACUCGGGACAUACAAAGACCGGAGAUAGAUAUCAUGCUGGAAUUAACCACCUCAGGAUAAGGUGAAAUCAAAUGGUGCAGCUAUGAGCUUAAAUUGUCAAGACGAUUCCGACCAAUUAAUCCAGGCUAAGAGCCAUUUUACCCAGGCAUUGGUUGACAGUCAGCUUUAUAAACUCGGGGAUGAUGCGUAUGUAAAGGCUGCAGAUGGUGAAGAUGAUUACAUAUGCAAGGUUGUUGAAUUUUUUCAAGCUGUUGAUGGUACGAAGUAUUUUACUGCUCAAUGGUUUUACAGAGCCAAGGAUACUGUAAUUAAAGCUCUUGACCAAUUUAUCGACAACAAGCGUGUAUUCCUAUCAGAAGUUAAGGAUGACAACCCUCUUGAUUGCCUUGUAAAGAAAAUCAAGAUUGUUCCUAUAUCCUCAAAUGUAAGCUUACAGUUGAAGGAAAGUUUGAGAUCAGAAUCUGACUAUUACUAUGACAUGAAGUACCUGCUUUCAUACUCAUCAUUUAUUAGCUUACCAACAGAUGUUUCAAGUCCUGAUAGUGAAUCGGAUUCUACCAUAUCAAGCGACAGUGAUAUUGCAGGGGUUAAUGAACGGAAGCAAGAAAAGAAGCUCCUGGAUCUCUAUUCAGGUUGUGGAGGAAUGUCCACUGGGCUGUGCUUGGGUGCUGACAUUUGCGAUGUUAAACUUGUCACGAAGUGGGCUGUUGACCUAAAUCGAUAUGCUUGUGAUAGCUUGAAAGUGAACCACCCGGAGACAGAGGUGAGGAAUGAGGCUGCCUCAGAUUUCUUAUUGCUUUUGAAAGAGUGGGAGCAGCUUUGUGCAUCCUGCUCCUUGUUGAAAAGCAAUACCCCACCACACCCGUUGCUGAAAGUUGAGGAUGAGGAGGACGACAAUGAUGGUGGAGAUGAGGAUGAGGGAUCUGGUGAUGAGGAAGAAGGUGAAAUUUUUGAGGUGCAAGAGAUUUUAGAAGUUUGCUAUGGAGACCCAAAGGAAAUAAAGAAGCCUGGCCUUUACUUUAAGGUACGUUGGAAGGGUUAUGGCGCAGAUGAAGACACAUGGGAGCCAAUAGAGGGCUUAGUUGGUUGCCAAAAGAAAAUAAAGGAAUUUGUGACCAAGGGUUUCAAGACAAGUGUUUUGCCAUUGCCGGGGGAAGUAGACGUCGUAUGUGGAGGCCCUCCUUGCCAGGGCAUAAGUGGGUUUAAUCGUUUUAGGGACAAGCAGAAUCCAUUACAAGAUCCGAAAAAUAAACAGCUUGAAGUAUUCAUGGGCAUUGUGGAGUACUUGAGACCAAGGUUUGUGUUAAUGGAAAAUGUGGUGGACUUGGUCAGGUUUGCAGGAGGUUUCCUCGGACGGUAUGCAUUGAGCAGACUUGUGGGAAUGAACUACCAAGCACGGAUGGGAAUGAUGGUAGCUGGGGUGUAUGGACUUCCACAAUUUCGUAUGCGUGUCUUCAUGUGGGGUGCUCUUCAUUCGGAGAAAUUACCACAAUAUCCGUUGCCCACACAUAAUGUUGUUGCGAGGGGUCUCACUCCCACAGAAUUUGAGUUAAAUGCAGUAGCAUAUGAAGAGGGCAUGAAGGUCAAGCUAAAGAAAGAACUUUUUCUUGAGGAUGCACUUUCAGAUCUUCCUCCUGUGGAAAAUAACGAGUCAAGGGAUGAAAUGCCAUAUACUGAUGAACCCAAAUCUGACUUCCAGCGUUUCAUUAGAUCAAGGAGGGAUGGUACAUUGGGUACUGCUUUGUAUGAUCAUCGGCCUCUACAGUUAAAUGAAGAUGAUUAUCAGCGUGUAUGUCAAAUUCCCAAGCGAAAGGGUGCGAACUUCAGGGACUUGCCUGGGGUUCGUGUUCGUGCUGUUAAUAUUGUUGAAUGGGAUCCGAAUGUGGAAAGAGUAAAACUUACUUCGGGAAAGCCUUUGGUCCCGGACUACGCGAUGACCUUUGUUCGUGGUACUUCAUCAAAGCCAUUUGGUCGUUUAUGGUGGGACGAAAUUGUUUCAACUGUUGUUACAAGAGCACAGCCCCACAAUCAGGCCGUAUUACAUCCAUUGCAGGACAGAGUGCUUACUAUCCGUGAAAAUGCACGGCUGCAAGGUUUUCCUGAUUACUACAAAUUGACAGGACCAAUAAAAGAAAGGUACAUACAAGUAGGAAAUGCAGUUGCAGUGCCAGUGGCCCGGGCUUUAGGGUAUUCUUUAGCAUUGGCAUUGAAAGGAUUAUCUGUAGAGGAACCGUUACUGUCAUUGCCAGCUAAUUUUCCAUGUCUAGAAGAACUGAUAUCCAAUGAGGAGUCUUUAGAUAAACUGUAAUUACCUGACCAUUACACAAACUAUUCACCCCUUGGAAGAAUUUGGGGCUGAUCAUUCCAAUUUCAAUCAUUCAUUAGGUUACUUCUAGCAGUUGUUGCAAUUCAAGUUCUGCAUUAACAUUAUGUUUUUGUUAGUUGCUACAUUAAACCAGUGGAGAAAUUGAAAAGGCAAUCGAGUUUUUGUAUGUAAUUUAUUGCUACAUUUAGAUUGGGACAAAGUAAGUCUGAUGUAGUUCGAGGUGACAUUUGUAAAAUUAUGUGUCAUUAAUCUCUUGAAAGUUCUGGAUGAGUUGUUGUGGGUCU
Molecule: messenger RNA, 3417 nt
Organism: Lycium barbarum (goji berry)
Lineage: Eukaryota; Viridiplantae; Streptophyta; Magnoliopsida; Solanales; Solanaceae
Product: DNA (cytosine-5)-methyltransferase CMT3-like
Exons: 22
Coding region: 890-3115 (741 amino acids)
Cellular component (GO): nucleus
Molecular function (GO): chromatin binding; methyltransferase activity
Source: RefSeq, a predicted model, not a curated record